AUGCUCCACACUAGAGUUCCUGGAACACUGGUUGGUGAAAAUAUCUACUGGCAUGUGUAUGAUGAUGAGACUUUCAAAUUCUACCCAAGUCCGAGUAAUUGUGGUAAAGGAUUUCCUGAAGUUAUAGCGGGCGGGUUGAGAGGAGGAGGUUGCAAAUCUUGGAGCAAGAUUUGCAUUCUCUCGUGUGACAUUCUUGAAAUCUCGACUAGUUUUCCUGUCGAUCACAUUUACCUAGUGACUGCGAUAACUUAUGCAGGAUUGCUACUAGUUUUAGUAGAUAUUGAUGGAAAAUAA
Molecule: messenger RNA, 294 nt
Organism: Eruca vesicaria subsp. sativa (arugula)
Lineage: Eukaryota; Viridiplantae; Streptophyta; Magnoliopsida; Brassicales; Brassicaceae
Source: the annotation of a GenBank genome assembly